This is a messenger RNA of Knipowitschia caucasica, 951 nucleotides long. The record is from the annotation of a GenBank genome assembly. Lineage: Eukaryota; Metazoa; Chordata; Actinopteri; Gobiiformes; Gobiidae.
AUGAAGGUCAUAAAGGGCAGCACAUUGAUGAGGACCAUUGGGAAGACCCUGAAGAAGUGUGGAAGCCUGGGCCUGCUCCUCGCUUUCUUCUUCUACAUCUACGCCGUCCUGUGCCUGGAGCUUUUUGGAGCACUGGAGUGCGUUGCUGAAAAUCUCUUGGUGCUCUUCAAAAUCUCCACCGGGGACAACUGGAGCGGAAUCCUGAAGGACACAAUGAGACCGUGUCGGCCUCAGGAGCGCCACUGUUUCGAUUACUUCAUCUGGGCCGCCCCCUUGGUCUUCGUCACCUUUGUGGUCCUGGUCCAGUUCAUUCUGUUUAACCUCAUCGUGGCGGCGGUAAUGCAGGCGCUGGAGGAGAGCAGGAGCCAGGCCCCAGACCCGCCGAUACAAGUUGGACCGCUGAACCAGAAUGAACUGGACCCACCCGCACCGCCAGGGCAACAGGACCGGCCUGGACCAGAUCCACCCGCAGCGCCAGACCAAGGGAACCGGCCCCAACCAGAACCACCCGCAGAUCUAGUGGAGCCGUUCAAACCAGAACCACAGGAUCUAGUGGAGCCGUUCAAACCAGAACCACAGGAUCUAGUGGAGCCGUUCAAACCAGAACCACAGGACCUAGUGGAGCCGUUCAAACCAGAACCACAGGACCUAGUGGAGCCGUUCAAACCAGAACCACAGGACCUAGUGGAGCCGUUCAAACCAGAACCACAGGACCUAGUGGAGCCGUUCAAACCAGAACCACAGGAUCUAGUGGAGCCGUUCAAACCAGAACCACAGGGUCUAGUGGAGCCGUUCAAACCAGAACCACAGGAUCUAGUGGAGCCGUUCAAACCAGAACCACAGGAUCUAGUGGAGCCGUUCAAACCAGAACCACAGGAUCUAGUGGAGCCGUUCAAACCAGAACCACAGGACCUAGUGGAGACAGACUCAGAGGAUGAAGAGGAGAGUUGA